Molecule: messenger RNA, 495 nt
Organism: Metarhizium robertsii ARSEF 23
Lineage: Eukaryota; Fungi; Ascomycota; Sordariomycetes; Hypocreales; Clavicipitaceae
Product: Peptidyl-prolyl cis-trans isomerase, cyclophilin-type
Exons: 4
Coding region: 1-495 (164 amino acids)
Biological process (GO): protein folding; protein peptidyl-prolyl isomerization
Molecular function (GO): peptidyl-prolyl cis-trans isomerase activity
Source: RefSeq, a predicted model, not a curated record
AUGGCUCAGCCCCAGGUCUUCUUCGACGUCUCCGCCGACGGUGCUCCCCUCGGCAAGAUCGUCUUCAAGCUCUACAACGAUGUAGUCCCCAAGACUGCUGAGAACUUCCGCGCCCUUGCCACUGGCGAGAAGGGCUUUGGAUACGCCGGCUCUUCUUUCCACCGUGUCAUUCCCGACUUUAUGCUUCAGGGCGGUGACUUCACCAACCACAACGGCACUGGCGGCAAGUCCAUCUAUGGCGAAAAGUUUGCCGACGAGAACUUCAGCCUGAAGCACACCAAGCCUGGUUUGCUGUCCAUGGCCAACGCCGGUCCUAACACCAACGGAUCUCAGUUCUUCAUCACCACCGUUGUCACCUCGUGGCUCGAUGGAAAGCAUGUCGUCUUCGGUGAGGUCGUCGAGGGUAUGGACGUCGUCAAGAAGAUUGAGACUAUGGGCAGCGGCUCCGGCAAGACCAAGAAGAAGAUUGUCAUUGACAAGAGCGGUCAGCUGUAA